AUGGCGAUGAAUGUGUUUUGGAAGGUGAUGAUGAUUGUGUGUGGCAUUGUGGCGAUUCAUGAGCAUAUAAUUGGCACACGAACGGCGGUAGCAGACUUUUACUCUGUAGGCGUCGUGUACGGAAGGACAGGAAAUGACAUUCCCGACGAAAACUCGGUAGUUGAACUCUGCCACAAAUAUUGUUUAAAGAAGGUAAGGAUUUUGGAAGGCAAUCCAAGACUCAUGAAUGCGCUAAUCGAUCAGAACAUUGCAGUAACCAUUGACAUUAAGAAUUUCAGAUUACCUUACAUGGCAAACAACAAUGGCCGAGACGCUUAUGAUUGGAUUCAGAACAACGUCAUGCCCUUCAUCGGUAAGGUUCAAAUCGAACAAAUUGUUGUUGGCAACGAGGCCAUUCCCGGCAUCUUUAGCCGGCACGUUGCUCCGGCAAUAGAAAAUAUUAAGAAUGAACUCCUUCAACAGGAUCUAAAUAUACUGCUCACUACUGCGGUGUCCACGUCGGUUUUGAGUGCUACUUUUCCGCCUUCCAACGCUGCGUUUAAGGAUGACACAAGACAACAUAUGAUAGACGUCAUCAAAGCUAUGGAAGCUUUAUACCACAAACCAGUGCUUAUGGUGAAUGUGUUUCCAUAUGAUUACUAUGCAGCGGGUCUUAUACGCCAGGAUUUCGCAACAUUUACUGCAGACGAAACUAUUUAUAGGGACGGCAGCAAUGGUUAUUGGAACAUGCUUGACGCCUUAUUGGACGCUUUCAAUCAUGCAGUGUCCAAAGAGGGUUUGGGGCGGUUGAGCUUGGUGGUGGGUGGGAGCGGUUGGCCAUCUGACGGCAACGGCAAUUUCACCACACCAGCACUUGCGGCAACAUACAAUCAAAAUUUUAUGAAACGUCUGGCUAGGGUACAGGGGACGCCUGCUCGAUUAGGAUAUCCCGUUAAGGGGUUUGUUUAUGCCCUGUUCAAUGAAAACAUGAGGCUACCAGGUCCACCCCGACAUUUUGGUCUUUUCAAUACCAAUAAAACACCAGCUUAUCUUUUUCAUGCUCCUGGAUGUAAGGUCUAG
This is a messenger RNA of Corylus avellana, 1059 nucleotides long. Its product is annotated as putative glucan endo-1,3-beta-glucosidase BG4. Lineage: Eukaryota; Viridiplantae; Streptophyta; Magnoliopsida; Fagales; Betulaceae. Gene Ontology annotation, biological process: carbohydrate metabolic process. Gene Ontology annotation, molecular function: hydrolase activity, hydrolyzing O-glycosyl compounds. The record is from RefSeq and is a predicted model, not a curated record.